Messenger RNA from Linum trigynum, 519 nucleotides. Lineage: Eukaryota; Viridiplantae; Streptophyta; Magnoliopsida; Malpighiales; Linaceae. The record is from the annotation of a GenBank genome assembly.
AUGGUUCUCUUUCCAUCCUUGGCGAAUGCAACCUCUCACACUAGUGACUUCCAUCCUACUUGGCGAGACAGAGGUGACUCAAUCAAAGAACUCAAAGCUGAUCGCCGUGCUAUCACCAUCCCAGCGGACGCACCCAGUUCUUUAAAUGUGGAGUUUUACAGGUCCAACGACGGCGUCCGAAAGCUUAAGAAGGAUGCGGUCCUAUUCGCUCAUCAUAUGCAGGCUGAGAAAAUUGCGAAGUGGUUCGACGAGGUGCUAGGAUUGAAGUAUGGUAAACGAGCCAGAAAGGUGACAAGUGCUUGCGGCGGGCCCUGGACCGAGAAACUGAAUAUGGACGUUAAUAUGAGAAUGAACAAUUUGAACUAUAAGGUUGAUUCCAUGGACAUGGAGCAUGCAUGGUCUUUUGUUCAAUUGAGAAGGAUAUCGCAUGAACAUCUAGCCCUUAAUCCAUUCUCAAUCAUAAUUGUCUCCUGGUUCCGUACACAUUUAGACAAUUAUCAAGAAGCAAAUAUUGGGUGA